Messenger RNA from Lethenteron reissneri (Far Eastern brook lamprey), 1122 nucleotides. RefSeq names its product flavin reductase (NADPH)-like. NCBI's taxonomy places the organism in Eukaryota, Metazoa, Chordata, Hyperoartia, Petromyzontiformes, Petromyzontidae. The record is from RefSeq and is a predicted model, not a curated record. Gene Ontology annotation, molecular function: biliverdin reductase [NAD(P)H] activity; riboflavin reductase (NADPH) activity.
ACGCACAAACGCACGCCGUGCAAUAAAAACCCGUGUAAAAUUCGCUAAUUAAUCACACACAUCACACACACACACAAAAAACGCAUUCUCAUCGCGUGAGGUCGCGGGUUGCGAAAUCGUAGCACGUAUUAAAUAAAAUAAGAAUGAUGUGCAAGUCGGGUUCGGCUAUAUAAACAACAACAACACGAAGAAGUAACAUCCGAACAGCGAUUGAUCCCGUGCGGCACCAACCCCACGUAUAGUUAGACAAUCACUCUCAGCCAUCAAUUUAAUCAUCUCUCUCUCUCUGUGUCUCUCUCUCUCGUCGUCUUCCUGAUUUUUAGCGUUCGAAAAGCUUAAAAGGCGGUGGGCAAAGACGAUGGCUUCUGCGGUGAAAAAGGUCGUGGUGUUCGGUGCCACGGGCAUGACCGGCUUGGAGGUGCUGCCGCAGGCGGUCAAAGCCGGCUACACGGUGACGGCAUUCGUGCGCAACGCGGCGCUGCUGCCGGCCGGAUUGGCGCUGGAGGUGGUGACGGGCGACGUGCUGAACCCGGAGGAUGUGAGCCGCGCCGUGGCCGGGCAGGACGCCGUCGUCAUUGUUCUGGGCACGAGGAACGAACUCGGCGCCACCACCAUGAUGUCGGAGGGCACGCGCAACAUCGUGGCGGCCAUGAAGCAGCACGGGGUGCGCAGGGUGAUCGGCUGCAUGUCCACGUUCUUGCUGUGGGAGCGACCCCGCGUGCCGGCGCGCAUGCUGCCCGUCACCGAAGACCACGACCGCAUGUUCAGCGUGCUGCGCGAGUCGGCCCUCGACUGGAUCGCCGUCAUGCCGCCGCACAUCGACAGCAACCUCCCUCUGACUUCGGAGUACACGGUGACGGUGGGCGCCACGGGCGGCCGCGUCAUCUCCAAGCACGACCUGGCUCACUUCUUUGUGCGCUGCCUCUCCUCCGACGAGUACGUGGGCAAGGCCGUGAGCCUGUCUCACACCUACGCGCCCGCGUAAGAGCCGCCCUCCGCCCCGGACCAGGUCCGGCCCAGACCAGCCGGCUCAACGCAUUACAGCCAACACAGCCACGACGGUCAUCUUUACAAGCCAGCUCAGGCUGCUGUGCCCACCCAACACACAUGGUCCGGUUAAAU